Molecule: messenger RNA, 2214 nt
Organism: Ascochyta rabiei
Lineage: Eukaryota; Fungi; Ascomycota; Dothideomycetes; Pleosporales; Didymellaceae
Exons: 3
Coding region: 1-2214 (737 amino acids)
Source: RefSeq, a predicted model, not a curated record
AUGGGCCAGGCCAACUCCAGAGCCUCUGCCGCGCCUCCGUCCGAGCCGCCGCGCACCCACGGCCGCCGCCCUCUCCGCCCUCUCCGCCCUCUCCGUCCUCUCCGUCCAGCCUCGUGGGCCCCGUCGCUGCUGAGCCGCGCGGUGCAGGCAGACGACGCCGACGACAGCAGCAACGCGCGCCAGCAGCUGCACGCCUCGUUGCCCUCGCCCGCCUCGUCGCCCUCGCCCGCCUCGUCGCCCUCGCCCGCAUCUUUGCCCUCGCCCUCGCCCUCGCCCUCGCCCGCCUCUCGCCGCCUGUCCCAGCGCAUCAACCCCUCGCUCGGCGCCAUCGGCGGCCUCCUGCACAGCCGCCCGGCGGUCAGCCACCACAGCACCGCGCCCACCGCGCCCACCGCGCCCACCGCGCCCACGCUCAGCCUGGCAGCCGCACCGCCCAGCACCCCGAGACCGCGGUCCGCCCUGAGGCAGACGCAGAGCGAGCGCGGCCCCUCGCUGCCCCACGUCCCCUCCAUCGCCGACCUCGACCUCGGCCUCGACCUCGACUUCGACAGCCUGCUGGGCAACGCCGCCAGCAGAGACGGCCCCGACGCGAGCAGGCCGCGCCCGCCCGCCACCCCGAGCUCCCUCCGACGAGAUGGCCGGCCCCUGUCGAUGCUGCCCCGUCUGCGCAACACACUGGGCUCUUCGCGCAGGCGGCGCUCCCUCUGGCACGACGACGACAACAUGGACAGCAUCGAGCGCCUGCGGAGAGGCGAGGACCAGGCAGACGUCCUGUCUCGCCUGCUGUCGCUCGCAGCUGCCGCCACCGCCGCCUCCCUCGUCGGCGAAGACCACCAGGCGGCAACGCGCGACGGCACCUUCGACACCUUCCUGCAGUCGCUGCAGAACGGCAGCAUCGCCUCCGCCCUGAGGGGCAACCAAGGCGGCCAAGGCGGCGACGGCGACGGCGGCGACACCCCAGGAGGCACGCCCGCCCCGCUCAACUUCUUCCGCAUGUUCAGAUUCGGCACGUCCAGUGCCACCGCCGCCGACGGCAGAGAGCGAGGUCGUGGGACCGGCUCGGGGUCAGACGCUCACGACGGCCACGACGACAGCGAGGGCCGCAUGGUGCCCAUCAUCAUCGUCGGCAUACGCUCCAUCAACCCGGCUUCUGCCGCCGGCCAGGACGACGGCAACAUCCCGCCCUUCCUCGACGCCCUCUCCAGCUUCCCCACGCCCCCGACAGCGCCCGGCGACCACGACACGGUACUCCGACCGCAAAACGGCACACGCUUCAGCCACCGCCGACGUGCGUCCAUGGGUGGCUUCAACUUCCCCUCCAACUACGACAGCCAGAGACACACGCGCACGCGCCCGCACGAACAGCCUCGCCCCUUCUCGCCCUCCCUCGCCGACUCGCCCCCAGGCCCGCAGCCUCCACCCUCUACCCCGGCGACAACCGCUGCACGGUCCGCCGAUCCCUCGGGCUCCACUACGCCCACGGCAGCAACCACGCCGCCGUCCUCCACCCCGCACUCCAACUCGAACCCACCCUCGCGCCGAGGCAGCUUCGCACGCAGAUCGCCUGGCUCGACACUCGAAACAACCGAGGAGGAAGACUCGCAGACGACGACGCGAAGCCCCCGCCAGCGCCGCCUGAGCGAGUCGGACUUUACAAGAUACGGCUCGGGCGCGCCCCGAAGAAGGGGCGUCGUCGAGCCGGACAACAACCCUGGCGAGGGCUCGAGAAGCUGGAUCAUCUACGUCCUGGGCGGUAGCUACCCUGAGAACCAUCCCAUCCUCACCACCCCAAGCUUGUUUACCGACUCGCCGACCUACGAGGACAUGAUGCUGCUGUCCUCCAUCCUGGGCCCUGCCAAAGCACCCGUGGCCAGCGAGGGCGACGUAGCGGCCGCGCCUGGCCUGUUCAAGAUCGUCCGCAACCUGUCCGCUCUCGUGGCCGAGGAGGUCGAGGGCAACGAGACCAUGGAACUCGCACGCGAUGCACGCUGUCUGGUGUGUCUCUGCGACUUUGAGCCAGACGAAGAGGCAAGGAAGCUAGUCAAGUGCGAGCACCUGUUCCACAAGAUCUGCAUUGACCAGUGGUUGACAACCGGCCGCAACUCCUGUCCGCUCUGCAGAGGCCAGGGUGUUGACGAGACGCCAUCGCCCGACCUCCCCGAUGCCCCUCUGCCGCCGCCGUCUAUGCCAGCGCCAGCGGAAGCUAUGGCCUAA